Solea senegalensis (Senegalese sole) is the source of this 3091-nucleotide messenger RNA. RefSeq names its product glutamate receptor, ionotropic, AMPA 4a (gene gria4a). Gene Ontology annotation, molecular function: AMPA glutamate receptor activity; transmitter-gated monoatomic ion channel activity involved in regulation of postsynaptic membrane potential. Gene Ontology annotation, biological process: modulation of chemical synaptic transmission; monoatomic ion transport; synaptic transmission, glutamatergic. Lineage: Eukaryota; Metazoa; Chordata; Actinopteri; Pleuronectiformes; Soleidae. The transcript is spliced from 18 exons. Bases 289 to 3012 code for a protein of 907 amino acids. The record is from RefSeq and is a predicted model, not a curated record. Gene Ontology annotation, cellular component: postsynaptic membrane; plasma membrane; AMPA glutamate receptor complex.
UCUUUCUCUCUCUCUCCCUAUGUGCAAGUGCACCGGGCGCUUACUUCUCUUCUGAGCGGGUACUGCAGGGGAAGAAACGAACGAACCCACCAUGGAAUAGGAAUAACUGCUGGACAAAACGGGGAAAGACAGCCUCUCUCAUCUUUAUUCUUUAUUCUUUAUUCCCCCCUUCUUUUCCCUGACACCCCCUUUUUCUCUUUUUUUCUCGCAUCCCCCCUUUUUGCCUCUCUCAAUGUCUCUCAACAGUUUCUGAAGGGAUUGAAGGAAAAGGCAAAAAAAAAAAAAAAAAUGAGGAUUAUUAUUUUGUCUUGGCACUUUCUCUGGGUGCUUUCUGCCCUUUGGGAGGUGGCGACGGGGGCUUUCCCCAGCUCAGUGCAGAUAGGCGGGUUGUUCAUUAGGAAUACAGAUCAGGAGUAUACAGCAUUUCGACUAGCUAUCUUCCUUCACAACACCAGCCCUAAUGCCACAGAAGCUCCUUUUAACCUGGUCCCGCAUGUCGACAACAUAGAGACAGCCAACAGCUUUGCUGUCACCAACGCAUUCUGUUCUCAGUAUUCAAGGGGAGUCUUUGCCAUCUUCGGCCUUUACGACAAGCGCUCGGUGAACACGCUGACGUCGUUCUGUGGGGCCCUGCACAUCAGCCUUGUGACCCCCAGCUUUCCCACUGAAGGCGAGGGCCAGUUCACCCUGCAGCUGCGACCGUCCAUCAGAGGGGCUUUGCUGUCACUGUUGGACCAUUAUGACUGGAGUCGAUUUGUCUUCCUCUAUGACACAGACCGAGGUUAUGCAAUACUGCAGGCAAUUAUGGAGAGAGCGGGACAGAAUGGAUGGCAGGUGAGUGCAAUCUGUGUGGAGAGUUUCAAUGAGGCAGCGUAUCGUCGGCUGCUCGAGGACCUGGACCGACGUCAAGAGAGGAAAUAUGUCAUCGAUCUGGAGCCUGAGCGACUACAGAACAUCCUAGAACAGGCUGUCAGUGUGGGGAAACAUGUUAAAGGUUUCCAUUACAUCGUAGCAAACCUGGGAUUUAAGGACAUAUCUUUGGAGAGGUUCAUGCAUGGAGGCGCAAACGUGACUGGUUUCCAGCUGGUGGACUUCAGCAAGCCCAUAGUCAUUAAACUGAUGCAGCGCUGGAACAAACUGGAUCAGAGGGAGUACCCUGGAUCUGACACCCCACCGAAGUAUACCUCGUCUCUAACAUAUGAUGGCGUCCUUGUGAUGGCCGAGGCCUUCCGCACCCUGCGCCGUCAGAAGAUUGAUAUCAGUCGCCGUGGAAACGCUGGUGACUGCCUGGCCAAUCCGGCUGCUCCCUGGAACCAAGGAAUAGAUAUGGAGCGUGCACUCAAACAGGUACGCAUUCAGGGCCUGACUGGGAACAUUCAGUUUGAUCACUAUGGUCGAAGGGUCAACUAUACCAUGGACGUGUUUGAACUGAAGAGUAACGGACCACGGAAGAUUGGCUACUGGAACGACAUCGACAAACUCGUGUUGGUCCAGAAUGAAAAUGCUCUGUCCAAUGACAGCUCGGCGAUGGAGAACCGAACUGUUGUUGUGACUACCAUCAUGGAGGGUCCCUAUGUGAUGCUGAAGAAGAACUGGGAACUCUACGAAGGCAAUGACCAGUUCGAGGGAUACUGUGUGGACCUGGCGUCGGAGAUCGCCAAACACAUUGGGAUCAAGUAUAAGAUCUCAAUCGUACCGGAUGGGAAAUAUGGAGCCAGAGAUCCAGAGACUAAGAUAUGGAAUGGCAUGGUUGGAGAGCUUGUGUAUGGGAAAGCGGAAAUAGCCGUGGCCCCUCUGACCAUCACCCUGGUGAGAGAGGAGGUGAUUGACUUCUCAAAGCCCUUCAUGUCUCUGGGUAUAUCCAUCAUGAUCAAGAAGCCGCAGAAGUCUAAACCAGGUGUUUUCUCUUUCCUGGACCCGCUGGCCUACGAGAUCUGGAUGUGCAUAGUGUUCGCUUAUAUUGGAGUCAGUGUUGUGCUGUUUUUGGUGAGCCGCUUCAGUCCGUAUGAGUGGCACGCAGAGGAGCCAGAGGAGGGCGCCACAGAGCAGGGCCCGACCGACCAGCCUCCCAAUGAGUUUGGCAUCUUCAACUCUCUGUGGUUCUCACUGGGAGCUUUCAUGCAACAGGGCUGUGACAUCUCACCACGCUCUCUGUCAGGACGCAUUGUUGGAGGCGUGUGGUGGUUCUUCACCCUCAUCAUCAUCUCCUCUUACACAGCCAACCUGGCUGCCUUCCUCACUGUGGAGAGGAUGGUCUCACCCAUCGAGAGUGCAGAGGAUUUGGCCAAACAAACAGAAAUAGCCUAUGGGACAUUGGACUCCGGCUCCACUAAAGAGUUCUUCAGGAGGUCCAAAAUAGCUGUGUAUGAGAAGAUGUGGUCAUAUAUGAAAUCUGCUGAGCCGACGGUCUUCACUAAAACCACGGCGGAAGGCGUGGCGAGGGUCCGCAAGUCCAAAGGGAAGUAUGCCUUCCUCCUGGAGUCCACAAUGAAUGAGUACACGGAGCAGCGCAAGCCUUGUGACACCAUGAAAGUCGGGGGGAACCUGGACUCCAAAGGAUACGGCAUUGCCACACCAAAAGGCUCACAGUUAAGAACCCCGGUAAACCUUGCAGUUUUGAAACUGAGCGAAGCAGGCGUCUUAGACAAACUGAAAAACAAAUGGUGGUAUGACAAGGGAGAGUGUGGACCCAAGGACUCUGGAAGUAAGGACAAGUCAUCACAGGCCCUGAGCCUGUCCAACGUGGCUGGGGUCUUCUACAUCCUUGUGGGCGGCCUGGGCCUGGCCAUGCUGGUGGCCCUGGUUGAGUUCUGCUACAAGUCACGGGCCGAAGCUAAGCGCAUGAAGCUGUCGUUUUCUGAAGCCAUGCGGAACAAGGCCCGUCUGUCCAUCACAGGAAGUGUGGGGGAGAAUGGCCGCGUCCUGACGCCAGACUGCCCCAAAGCUGUGCAUGCUGGCCACGCCUCCCUCAGACACCCCGGCCUUGCAGUGGUCUCCUCUGGACUGCCCUGAAAACCAAAAACACCUGCCGUGCCUUACUGACACAUACACACACACACAGACUUUGACAAGGACACACACACACACACAC